Messenger RNA from Saccharomycopsis crataegensis, 678 nucleotides. Its product is annotated as kinetochore-associated Ndc80 complex subunit SPC24. The coding region runs from base 1 to 678 and encodes 225 amino acids. The transcript has a single exon. The record is from RefSeq and is a predicted model, not a curated record. Gene Ontology annotation, biological process: chromosome segregation. Lineage: Eukaryota; Fungi; Ascomycota; Saccharomycetes; Ascoideales; Saccharomycopsidaceae. Gene Ontology annotation, molecular function: microtubule binding. Gene Ontology annotation, cellular component: Ndc80 complex.
AUGUUGGAGAAUCUCUCAAGCUUGCUCAAAUCUACGAUUCAGAAUUUUGAAAUCGAGCCUGAUAUUCAAAUUAUCUCGCAGAUCAAUAAGAAAAUCUCCAAUUUACAGCGGCUUAGGUACGAGAAGAUCCAACAACAGGAACAAGAGUUGGAGAAACUUGUGAAUGAAUACGAGUUGAAGCUCAACGGGAUCCAAUCAUUGGAGCUAUCACAGGAACGGAAGAAAAUUUUAGAAGAGAUCAAUGAAUUAAAUAAUUUGAAAUUCAAGCUCGCCAGAAACUAUUUGGAACUCGAAAAUGAGAUCAAUGACUUGGGGUUACAAUUCAAGAAAAAAACACAGGAGUUGGUAGAUUUGCAGAAUCUAAAUAUCCUAAACAAUGAAUUGAACGCAAAUCCUGAUUCUAACGUGUUGAAAUUGAAAAUUUACAAAAAUUUCGGGUUACUUAUUGAAACAAAGUUCAAAUCAACAACAAAAACUAAUCAUGAUAAUGGCGUGAAAGAUUUGACAAAUGACAGCAGUUUCUUAGAUAAGAUCAAUGAGGAUUACAAUAAUGAGAAAAUACACAACUUGGUCAUCAACAAUAACCGCACUAAUCUCAUCACCACUUUAAAUAUUGACGAAACUGAUAACAAAUUGAGUGACUAUUUCAUCAGUAAUUAUCUUUGGGAUAAUUUAUAG